This is a messenger RNA of Cottoperca gobio, 1401 nucleotides long. RefSeq names its product DnaJ (Hsp40) homolog, subfamily C, member 25 (gene dnajc25). Gene Ontology annotation, biological process: protein folding. The transcript has 5 exons. The record is from RefSeq and is a predicted model, not a curated record. Gene Ontology annotation, cellular component: endoplasmic reticulum membrane. NCBI's taxonomy places the organism in Eukaryota, Metazoa, Chordata, Actinopteri, Perciformes, Bovichtidae. The coding region runs from base 99 to 1187 and encodes 362 amino acids.
CUUUUUGUCCCGGCGCCUACUGAUGAUGUCAGCAGCGUGCGACAGGACAGCCUGGGCUACGCGGAGUUGGUUGACAGCACGGCAGCAGGCUGAUAGAGAUGGCUGCGCCCACGGAGCGGCGCUGCGGCGGAGGGUUUGCUGGGUGUCCGCGGACGUUGAAGCCUUGGUGGCGGCUCGCAGUGCUCCUGUUUUGCGUGUCCUCCGUGCCUUCGGCCACUGCGCUGGUGGAGGGCCUUUACUGCGGCACCGAGGUCUGCUACGAUGUGCUCGGAGUCACUCGGGAGGCCGCCAAGCUGGAGAUCGCCCGGGCUUACCGGCAGCUGGCCCGCCGGUACCAUCCGGACCGGUUCAGGUCAGGAGACCCCGGUUUGGAGGGAGAAACCCAGGAGUCCGCCCACAAGAAGUUCCUGCUCGUUGCGACCGCGUACGAGACAUUAAAGGAUGAGGACACUCGGCGGGACUACGACUACAUGCUGGACCAUCCUGAGGAGUACUACCAGCACUACUACACCUACUACCGCCGACAGCUCACCCCCAAAGUGGACGUCAGAAUCGUCAUCCUUGUCACCAUCUGUGCCAUCUCCAUCUUCCAGUACUACAGCUGGCACAGCAGCUACAAGGAGGCCAUCAACUACCUGGUGAUGGUCCCCAAGUACCGAAUCCAGGCCACAGAGAUUGCCAAGCAGCAGGGCCUCCUCAACCGCACCAAGGAGAAGGGCAAGAACCGCCGCUCCAAAGAGGAGAUCCGGGAGCAGGAGGAGGAGGUGAUCCGUGACAUAAUCAAAACCAAGAUCGACAUCAAGGGAGGCUACCAGAAGCCCAACCUGUCGGACAUCCUGCUGUGCCAGAUAGUGCUCUUCCCCUACUACCUGACCAACUACGUGACCUGGUACGGGUCCUGGAUCUACCGCUUCACCAUCUGCAGGGAGGAGUACGGGGAGGAGGAGAAGUACUACCUCAUCAGGAGGAACAUGAAGAUGUCUCAGUCUCAGUUUGACAGUCUGGAUGAAGACUCCAGACUGUCCUUCAUGGAAAAACGUCUCUGGAUCAAAGAAAGCUACGAGCUGCACAGAAAGGAACAGGACGAGGAGAUGAAGGUGAAGAUGGCGACCGACCCGAGGAUGAAGAGGUACCGCCGCUGGAUGAAGAACGAGGGGCCGGGCCGGCUGACGUUUGUUGACGACUGACGGCCCCGAGCUCCGUCUGUAACACACACCUAACUCAGUGCCAACAUACACGGACAACACACACCGUGCUGUGUGGAGAGACACCUGUACAGAGAGAUUAACUAUGCCUGUUUAUAUACCAGAGAUAUUUUCAUAGCGUUCGGGAUGAAGUGGAAUAAACUGUGUGCUGGGGCUUCACAUUUGUCAGUAAUUGUCAAUAAAAUCAUGCAAUUUU